AGCAGCAGCCUGUCAGAGGCAGCACAGGGACGGAAACUCAAGCAGCUCCGCUCCGUAUAUUUCCACUCACCCUCCGUUUUAGGGAUUCAUUCAUCCAAGUCAGAGCUGCUGCUCGGUCUGUCCGGACGGACGGAAUCUGCCCAUCCAGCUGUUUCUACCCCUUCAUCCAGCGGUGCGCUGCGUCCGAAUCUGCGUCCGCGAAGGUCAGACGCAUCAUUUUUGAUCAGCGGACCUGGCAACUUUUUUUAAAAUUCCUCUCGUCCUGAUCGGCGGUAAAUCACCCGGAGAUUCUUGCAGCAUUCAGCGGCCGCUGGUGAGUCUUCCUGCCGGUGUUUUCAUGAGUGCAGGUUUCCUCAAGACGCUGAGAGGAUGGAUGGCUGACCUUGGAGCUCACUGAUUGGUUUGCUGAUCUUUGCCUGCCACAUUUGCUGUCAUGGCCAAAAGCCCGGAGGUGAAGCUGGCCGUCUUCGGCAGAGCAGGGGUGGGCAAGUCAGCUUUGGUGGUUAGAUUUCUGACCAGACGCUUUAUCUGGGAGUACGACCCGACACUCGAAUCAACAUAUCGUCAUCAAGCCAACAUUGAUGAUGAGGUGGUCACUAUGGAGAUUCUGGACACUGCAGGGCAGGAGGACAUCCAGCAGAAGGAGGGUCACAUGCGCUGGGGUGACGGAUUUGUCAUCGUAUAUGACAUCACAGACCGGGGAAGCUUUGAGGAGGUGGCGCCACUUCGGAAUCUCCUCGAGGAGGUGAAGAAGCCGAAAAACGUGCCUCUGGUCCUCGUGGGCAACAAGUCAGAUCUGGACCACGUGCGGCAGGUUGGCACGGAGGAAGGCGAGCGACUUGCAGCUGAGAUGGCAUGCGCCUUCUACGAAUGUUCAGCAUGUGCCAAUGAAGGUGUUACUGUGGCCGAGGCUUUCCACGAGCUGUGCCGCGAGGUGAGGCGCCGCAAGGCCGUGCAGGGCAAGGCCAGACGCCGCAGCUCCACCACACACGUCAAACAGGCCAUCAACAAGAUGUUGACCAAAAUCAGCAGCUAGGGAAGAGCCACGCGACUGUCUGAUGACUCAAGAAAUGUACAUUUUAUCAUGUAAAUGUUGCAAUUAUUGGCUUUUGAAAUGGACAAAAUGUGACUGAUUUAUUGUGCUUUUACCUAAUCUGAUCAUGUUCCAUCAAAAAACUCCCAAGAUCAAUAUCUUGCCACUGUGGAAGAGGUACUUCGUGUUGCUACUUCAGCAUGGGAGCCUUAGCGGAUGAUUUCUCAUGCAAACUUUUAAGCUUAUUGGAUCAAAAUAAUCCUGGAUACUGGGGAGAUAUACAAUAUGGUAAGGUUCUCAACUUUUAUCCUCUCUUUACUAACUCUAAUUCUCUUCACAGUCAGUACAUAGGCCACAGCGCAGUCUGAAAAUGAUGCAUGCAAGCUGUCUUAUUUAGCAUGCAACCAAUCCAAGGAAGAAGAUUCUUAGUUUCCUCUCUGUAUCUUAUCUGUAGGGGGCAUUGUGAUGUGCUUCGGGCCACAUGUUUGUAACUGUUCUGUCAGCGACGGUAGAAAAAUAAGAUCCGAUAAUUGCUAUUAUCGAGUAAUAUCGACUGCCCUUGUCAAGCCUAGAUAAAUCCCAGAAGUUGUCAAUGUCUGUCCUUCAAACAAACCUUGUAUUAAAGUCUACUCUGUUCUGUUGACAUUAAAUGUUCUGCAGUGGACUUCCUGUUUGUCCAGAACACAUGUACACAAGAUCUUUCCCUCAAGGAACCACAGCACAGGUUCAGAUCAAGUCAAGGCUCGGGAGGGAACAUUUUGCUGUUUUCUGUAAACAGACAAAGGGAAACAGCUGCUGUCCAGGGACGUUUUUUAAUACUGUAAACUACACUAUGUAUGAUACGGUAUAUUGCCUUAAGCAAUGCUCUGUCUUAAAUGUAUACAGAACCAAAAGGCAUCUACAGUAGAAGAUACUGUAAUUGUUGAAAUGGAAUAUGUUUUAUGUGACCUGUAUGACAACCAACUGUGCACUUGUAAUUAAAAGCUGAGAUAUA
Messenger RNA from Centropristis striata (black sea bass), 2027 nucleotides. It is a transcript of the gene rerg, whose product is annotated as RAS-like, estrogen-regulated, growth inhibitor. The record is from RefSeq and is a predicted model, not a curated record. Bases 434 to 1036 code for a protein of 200 amino acids. Gene Ontology annotation, molecular function: GTPase activity; GTP binding. The transcript has 5 exons. NCBI's taxonomy places the organism in Eukaryota, Metazoa, Chordata, Actinopteri, Perciformes, Serranidae.